Trichoderma breve is the source of this 1104-nucleotide messenger RNA. RefSeq names its product acetyltransferase (GNAT) family domain-containing protein. Gene Ontology annotation, molecular function: acyltransferase activity, transferring groups other than amino-acyl groups. The transcript is spliced from 2 exons. NCBI's taxonomy places the organism in Eukaryota, Fungi, Ascomycota, Sordariomycetes, Hypocreales, Hypocreaceae. The record is from RefSeq and is a predicted model, not a curated record. Bases 1 to 1104 code for a protein of 367 amino acids.
AUGGCAUUCUCUUUUUCGACUACCGUCCAAGGACCAAGCGGCCCUCUGAAUGUUGUCUUUAGUGAAGGAACUCCCGAGCAACACCUUGCAUGUUGCGAGGUUAUCGUUGCCUCUUAUGCGCCGUCCUUCCCAGCCUCCGCUAUCGCGGAACAGGAAGAAUAUCUAUCGCAGCACCCGCUAACCCUCAACCAAGGCACCCGAUUUUGGUGCAUAUCUCUAGAUGACGAUACAAGAUCCGUUCUCGCAUUGUGCAAGACGAUACGUCGGCGGUUCCUUGUGAAGGAUAGCGAGUCGAUGCGUGAAGAGAGCGGCUACUGCAUCAGCACCGUUGCUACCCAUCCUCAAUAUAGACGGCUAGGACUUGCGACGCUACUCAUCGAACAAGUUGCUAAAUGGUUAGAUGGACCAGGUGAUGCGGCAGCAAGCAUGCUGUAUACCAGUGUGGGCGACUUUUAUGUCCGUUCCGGAUGGCAGAUGAUACCCUCAAUCAUAUCAAACAUAACAAAUAUCUCUGAUGAUUCUCAGCUGGGAGAUCGCGCAGGCCUCCCCAGUACCCGUCUCCUAGCAAACGAGGAGAUCCCAGCACUGUGCGAGCGCGACGUGGCAGACUUGAAGGCAAACUUCGAGAAGACGGCAGUCGGACCAGAUGGGGUGCACGUCGCUGUGAUUCCAUCGGCUGAGAUGGUCUCGUGGUUGUUCGAAUGGGGCGAUUUUCUCAACACCAAGCUCCGUGGUGGUGAACCGCCAUUUGUGCAUGGCGCAAUCUGCGAAGCUGCCGACACUUGGAUAUACUGGCAUUAUGGCUUCAAACAUUUAGCAAUAUCAAGAGUACGAACUCCUCCGGGUGUUGAGGCUUCUCCCGAAGUACUGGCCAGUUUGCUGCUCGAUGCUUUGGAAGAAGCCCGCAAGUGGAAGUACCCCAAAGUUAUCGUCUGGGAACCGAGUGCUGAAUUGAUCAGUGCAAUGGACCUAAUUUCGAAGACGGCUGGAGUCGAGGUGGAGACAGUGGCGAGGCCAAACAGUAUUACUUCGCUAAGAUGGAAGAUUUCAGACGAGACCAAGAAGACUACUCUUCAUUUGAACGAAGUCUACGCCUCAUGUUGA